AUGAGUACGCCUGUCCGUGCGCAGUCGAUAUCAUCGCUCUAUACUCUCCUUUCGAACCCUCCUCAGUAUCCACGAAAUCCUACCCACCAAGAGCAUGAUCCCCUCGUGCUUUACAUCGUACGAGUCCCAGGCAGCAAAGAUGUCUUUCUCACACCCCUUAAACCGCCCACCAAGGCCUCGAUAAGCAUUGAAGCCGUGCAAUCAAGUCUAUACUUCCUUCAUGUCGAAAGACCCGAGGAUGACGACCUCAGAAAAUCGUUAGAGACUACGACACAUACCGAUGAGCGCAGGGAGAACAUCUCACCGAUCCAGAGGAAACCUCUUCCCCCUACGACUUAUGCAAACUACCCUGCCUCUCAACGGCCUCCUACUCCGCCCAAGAGCUAUCCACAUCACCAGCCGCCGUUGCAUGGGUCGCAGGAUGCCACGCAAGCAGAGCGACAUGCGGCCCGUGGUGCUCACCUGAGGUUGUCGACUUCAGACCCAAUGGAAUCUUCUACAACGCAGCGUAAGCCUGUCGGCGCUCGACCAAUGCCCCUCAGGCCUACGAUAGACACAAGCAAUCACGGCCAACUGAAAAGCAACCACACAGACAGUCUCAGCAACGGAGAGGGACAUUUCACGGUACGAAGAAAGCCUGUGCAGUCAGCAUCGCCUACCGAGGAAGCCAACGUCUCUCCAACUCCGACAGAACCCGAUAGACCUCUACGGAACCUCAUUUCACCAGCACGCAGCCCGGAAAUACUAGGUGCCGGCGAUGUGCGAAUCACCCUGAUACGGAGAGAUCCAGCAUCUGGCAGCCAAUGGAACGUGGGCAGUCUCAUCAAGCGGGACACUGCACUAAGAGACAACGGGUUGAGUAAAGUUGACAUCGAGCUCAGCUCCCCUGGCUACACCAAGUUUGGCCGAGUAGGACGGACGGGAGAGCGCUGUUUUAACAGAACAGUGGAAUAUAGGGUCGUUCCCAACAGUGAGAAGUCCAUCAAGACAAGGCAGAGGAGCAAUUCCAGCGAAUUAUUCUCAGACCUAGCAAGCUUGAAUAACAGAAAGCCACGUCAAGCUUAUUCGUUCAUGUCGCCGUGGCAGGGUAUGUGCUUUUUCAGCAACGCAGUGGACGGAAGGAGCCUUCGAUGUCGCCAUACUUUGUCGUCUACAAAUUCACCCAAUGUUGGCGUGAUGGCGGACGUUGCCGAACUACGCUUCAAUCUAGCAUGGUCCAUUCUUCGUCCCAAGGAUGCAAACAGGCAAGCAACAAACGAGAUGCCGCCAACUUCACCAACAUCUCCAACUGCGAUUUCAGGUUCGUCGUCGAACAAAGAUCAGUGGAGGCGAAGUUUUCAAGCUUUUACCCACAAGGCUCGCGCACAGCUGUCUCGUAGCGAAAGCGACAAUGGUAUGCUAGAAUUCCAGCAAAGCCUGAGAGACUUUGCUCAACCAGAGUCCCCCAAAGAAAGGCGGAUGAACCUUGAUCUGGGCCGGGAGAGAGCUGGUGGAGGAUUCAAGGGCCAUAGUGCCAAACUGGGAAAGUUGAUCAUAGACGACGAGGGCUUGAAGAUGUGCGACCUGGUUGUGGCAGCGUGUAUGGGAGUCUGGUGGCAGCAUUAUGCUGGCGAUUGA
Messenger RNA from Exophiala viscosa, 1617 nucleotides. RefSeq lists its product as uncharacterized. Bases 1 to 1617 code for a protein of 538 amino acids. NCBI's taxonomy places the organism in Eukaryota, Fungi, Ascomycota, Eurotiomycetes, Chaetothyriales, Herpotrichiellaceae. The record is from RefSeq and is a predicted model, not a curated record. The transcript has 2 exons.